This is a messenger RNA of Leptopilina boulardi, 3482 nucleotides long. RefSeq names its product protein ovarian tumor locus-like. The record is from RefSeq and is a predicted model, not a curated record. Gene Ontology annotation, molecular function: cysteine-type deubiquitinase activity. The transcript has 14 exons. Gene Ontology annotation, biological process: protein deubiquitination. The coding region runs from base 449 to 3166 and encodes 905 amino acids. NCBI's taxonomy places the organism in Eukaryota, Metazoa, Arthropoda, Insecta, Hymenoptera, Figitidae.
AUACAGGACAAAGAAUAUACAAAGCACCAUCACAAUUUGAGAAAUGAAAAUUUUAGAAUACUUAUACAUUACGUUUGAAAAAUAAAAGAAAUAAGAUCUUUUAUAUUCUUUAUACAUCUUCUAUAACAAUCAAAUAAAAUAUUGCAAGCUCAAGUGUUUAAUGUGAAGUUAGCGAUAAUCAGAUUUUUAUCGAUUUCGCCCCUUUAAGUCGAUUUAUUGUUGGCAAAAUUCAGGGUAGAAAAAAAAACGGUUGUCUUCAAUUUUCGUCUGCCAUGUGCCAUUAUAUGUUCAUCACUCUUUGAAGACGCGUCACACCUGUGCAGUUCGCUAUAUUUUACUUUAGUUACAAUAACUUCAGUCAAAUAAUGAAGUAUCACUUUUAACUUUCAAGUCUUACAUUAUUUUGGAAUUUAAAAGUCAGUGUAUAAAAGAAAAAGUAAAAAAAGAAAUGGAAGGCUCACCAAGAAAACUAUCUAAACGUCCGGCUGAGCCGAUAGAUGAUUGGUUAGAAAGCCAAGGAUACUUUAGAAAACAUGCACCAAAAGAUCCAACAUGUUUGUUCAGAGCAAUUAGUGAACAAAUUUAUUCAACACAACAUUUUCAUAUUCGUGUGAGACGCGAAUGUAUAAAUUUUAUGAAAAAGCAUAAAGAUUUAUUUAAAAAGAAAAUAAAUGUUCCCUUUGACGGCUAUAUUGAUCAAAUGGCAUGUUUCACCGAAUGGGGUGGAAUACAUGAAAUUGAAGCAAUGUCAGAAUUGUAUCAAAGGGAAAUUAUUAUUUUUGAUGGUCAAACGAUGACGAGAAAAAUUGUCAACAAUAAUUAUGGUUAUAAAAAUCAUAUUACACUUUGUUAUACUGCACAAAAGCAGUACGAAAGUGUUUAUACAAAAGAAUAUAUAAAAACGGCUGGUUUCUGUCAGUCACUGGUUUAUAAAACCUUAUACAAAGAAGUCUUCCAGAUGCCAAAUGUUGACGAAACUGUUUACAAAAUGUUACACGAUAGACCAUUUCCGUUAAAAUAUGAAAAAUUCUCUCCAAAGGGAAUUGCAGAACAUAGAGAAAAUUCAGCAAUUGUAAUGCUUAAUAAAGUAAAUGAUGGCUGUACGGAAAGUGAAGACAUUUUUUGUCUUAAAGGCACUCCGUUCCCUUAUCGAGUGGCCAAGGCUCUUGAUGAAGAUAUUUUUCGUAAUACAGACUUUGACAUCUGGCACGAAAUUCGUCGCGAAGUGCGAAACUCGGGAUUUUCAAAGUACAAUGGUACUGAAUUUCAAGUAGGAGGGAAAUGUUUGGUCGAAAUAAAUAUGAAAGUGGAUGAUUUGACAAAUAACAACGAUUUAAAUACCACUGACAAAAAAAUUCAUAUUAAUUGUGACGAAGCGUGUGGUAAUACUGAAAAAUUUUUAACUGGUCACAUACAAGAAAUGAGUAAAAAUGAGGGACCAGUUGUUGUUUUUAUUCUUGAACUCGGAGAAAAACGGACUGUUCCCUAUUCGGCGCUCAAACCAUUUAACAUGAAAAGAACUAAAGCAAAUAUAUUAACAAUUCCAAAAAAAAAUCCAGCCGUUGACCCAAGUGCUUUAAAGAUAAAAAAGCCAUUUAGUUCAACUAGAAGGAGUAAAGAAAUUUCAACGUUUGAGCGAAAUUCCAACAAGGGAUCUUGCAACAAAAGAAACGUUGAAACUGGUACAAUGAAGUGGACUGCAGAAUCGAGUGAGAAUAAAGCUGCUUUUGUAAAGUCCUGUGUGGAGAAUUAUAAUCCACCAGUUGAGGAUUUUACUGCUGAUCUUGACGUUCCCGUGGAGAGGGAGAAAAACACCACAACCACCAUUACAACCACCACAAACACCACUAGUCCUUCAAUUGCAAAUGAGGAGAAUAUGAAAAAGUUGUGUUUAUCAAAUCCUGUAAUUGCAAACGGUUCAGAGAAUAAUUAUCAAUUUCAACCGCCACAACAGAAUGUGACAUUUUUCAUUCCUCCGGCAGAGAAUAACAAUUUUCAACAAAUUGUACCGCCCUGUGUAAACGAUGUACUUCCGAAUGUUGAUUUUCUUUUGGAUCAAGCGGAUCAUCCAAUUAAUAUGUCAGCGGCAAAGAGCAUUGAUGUUAAUGGCAGUGAUUUGCCACUAAGUGAUCUUCAAACUUUAAGAUUCUUUUACAAUCUAGGAAUUCAGUAUCUGAAUGCGGCAAACUAUUUAUGCAGCGUCAAUCAUCCUCCACCUAUUAAUGGACAAUUUAAUAAUUUUCCUAUGGAAAAUUCUCCUGAGCAGAAACCGAACAAUAUACCAGAAGGAUCUCAAGAGGAUGUUAAUCAAGUGACUCACAUGCAGCCAAAAUAUGGUUUUCGAGCAAAAAAAGAGAAUGGAGAAAAUGGAUUUAAAUCAACGUUUAAUAAUAAUUAUAAAACGUUGAAAAAUUCAAACGUACGAUUUAAUGGAACGCAGGAACCUCUUGUACCAAAUAACACACAAAGAAAUCCAAAAGAUUGCAAUAAAAAUGCACAAUAUUGCAAUAACGAAAGAAGCCGCGAACAUAUUAAUGAAUCGAAGGACGUAACUCGCACUCCACGUAACGGUGUGGCACCACGCUUCAAAAAAUGCAUUGACGGACGAAAUCGUAAUUUUGUUCAACCAUCAAGGCGCAAUCAACAACGAGAAGGUGAAUUUCAUCAAGGUAACAAUCGAUUCCCAGGAUCAAAAAUCGAGGGACAAGGAAAGCAAUUUGAAAGAAACAGUGGUUCACCAGGAAAUCGACAAAAUCAAUAUCCCCAUCAGGUACAAUUGCCAAUGAAUAAUCCACAAUAUCAAUAUGCACCACAUCAACCUUCCAUCUAUCCACAACAAAUGUGUAACGAUGCCGAGACUUAUUGUCAACAAAAUACGGGACUUAUUCCAAUUCCCUAUGUUCAUUCAGUUGAUAAUGGCGAUAAUAAUGCAAAUUCAUUUCCACCUGUAAUUUACACUGGCGUUGAUAAUUAUCAACAAACAUACGUGCCAUAUUAUCAGCCAUACGCUUAUCAACCACAAACUGUUUAUCCUGGAAUGGGACCGGGAAAUUCACAAGAAAAUUGGUAUCAAUAUCCAGGUCAUUCACAUUAUAUUCCACCUUGCGUGCAAUUUAAUCAACCACCACCACCACAACCUGGCUCAUCAUCAAAUGGCGCUAUGUAAAAUUUCAUUUACAUAAUAAGAUCAAAAAAAAAAAAAAAAAAAAAAGAAUAUCCUGAGGAUAGUUAAAUUAUGUUACAUAACGAUUAUUAGUUAUUAUUUUUAUUAUUAAUAUUAUUAUUAUUUUUUGCUUUUUGAUACUGUUAACGUAUAAAAAUCUUUUUUGAUAUUAAUAUUUUCAUAUAUAUUUUAUAAUAAUAUUUUUUCAAAUAGAGUAAUUUCUAUUUAUAAAUGACGGAUUUUGGAUUAAUAUAAAACAGUUACUGUUACUUUUACAGGUUAACAUUUUUCGUCUAUAAAAUAAAUUUACUAAAAUGAA